Daucus carota subsp. sativus is the source of this 1025-nucleotide messenger RNA. Its product is annotated as transcription factor MYB1. NCBI's taxonomy places the organism in Eukaryota, Viridiplantae, Streptophyta, Magnoliopsida, Apiales, Apiaceae. The coding region runs from base 46 to 906 and encodes 286 amino acids. The record is from RefSeq and is a predicted model, not a curated record. The transcript has 3 exons.
ACAACGUGGGAGUGAGCUUUUUGUGAGAAAAGAAAGAGAGGAAGAAUGGGAAGGAGCCCUUGUUGCUCAAAAGUUGGGCUGAACAAAGGAGCCUGGACCACUGCUGAGGACAAAAUUCUCACUGAUUUCAUUCAUCUUCAUGGUGAAGGUGGAUGGAGAAACCUUCCCAAAAGAGCAGGUUUGAAGAGAUGUGGAAAGAGUUGCAGGCUGAGAUGGUUGAAUUAUUUGAGACCGGAUAUCAAGAGAGGCAACAUUUCUGAUGAUGAAGAAGACCUCAUCAUUCGCCUUCAUAAGCUUCUCGGUAAUAGGUGGUCUUUAAUAGCUGGAAGGCUCCCUGGCCGAACAGACAAUGAAAUCAAGAACUACUGGAACACGACAUUGAGGAAAAAGGCUCAUGAUAACCACACUACAUCUGCAGCUGCUUCUCCAAAGACCCCGACUAAACAAUGCAACAACAAGAAGACGAAGAAACACAAGAAGAAGCGCGAGAAAUCUGAGCCAAUUAAACCGGAAAUCAAGGCCAAUGCAUCCGAUGUUAGGGCCAAGGCCGCUCUGGACGAGGCUGAUCAUCAACUCAUAACUAGUACUAGUACCAUGGAGCCAUUGGUUCAACCAGCAUUACAAAAUAAGACUACUGAUCAAUCUUCGGAUCUGGUCCCUGGCGUUGACUCCAGCGACAUGUGCUUAACGGAUUUUCUUAAUUAUGAUUUCUCAGGUUUGUUAAACACUGAUAUUAAUCACCAGGAUUACGACAUGGAGAGCGCGUCGCCUUGUUCGUCGUCGGAGAAGCCUAUAAUGCAGAUACUGGAGGAGUUUUGGAAUGCAGAGGAACCAUGUCUGGUUUCUAACUCUAAUCUUUAUUUUACCUCAUUAUCAGAGUGUUUAGUGGGUGAUUGGUUGGCCUAAUAUGUGAAAACUGGGAAGUGUACAUUUUACUGUUGUUCAUUUUACUUAACUUCCCUGAAAUAAAGAUGCAUGUAUCAUAGUUCAAAUAAUGACUACUUCUGAUGUGUUGAAUUGUUGUA